UUUGCCUCAUGUGUUCAUAAAACGGGUUUCGGGCUCCUAGUUUGACAGCAGAGAAAAUUUAGAGAUAUCUAGAAAUCAGUUGAUAAACCGUAAUUAUGAGUACUAGAUUUAUUUUACUAUCUGUGGUUUUCAGUUCUGUGAUUUUAAUCGAAGGAAUCAGAGUACAAUAUAAUGAACGCAACCAUGAUCUUGAGGAGGCUGGAGUUCAAACUCGCAACAAGAGACAAGCUAAUUGGUGGAAUGCCCCGGGAGCGAUGGGGGCUGCAAUUGACCCCAAUGCCCCGGGAGCGAUGGGGGCUGUGUUUGACCCCAAUGCCCCGGGAGCGAUGGGGGCUGUGUUUGAUCCUAAUGCUCCGGGGGCGAUGGGGGCCGCAUUUGAUCCCAAUGCCCUAGGAGCGAUGGGGGCUGUGUUUGAUCCCAAUGCUCCAGGAGCGAUGGGGGCUGUGUUUGAUCCUAAUGCCCCAGGAGCGAUGGGGGCUGUGUUUGAUCCCAAUGCUCCAGGAGCGAUGGGGGCUGUGUUUGAUCCUAAUGCCCCGGGAGCGAUGGGGGCUGUGUUUGAUCCUAAUGCUCCAGGAGCGAUGGGGGCUGUGUUUGAUCCUAAUGCCCCGGGAGCGAUGGGGGCUGUGUUUGAUCCUAAUGCUCCGGGGGCCAUUGGAGCAGCUUUCGAUCCAAAUGCUCCAGGUGCAAUGCAGUUCGCCUUUGAUCCGAAUGCUCCGGGGGCCAUGGGGGCGGUAUUUGAUCCUAAUGCACCAGGAGCCAUGGGGGCCGCGUUUGAUCCUAAUGCUCCAGGUGCUAUGCAGUUUGCAUUUGAUCCUAACGCUCCUGGGGCUAUGCCAGCGGCGUUUGACCCUAACGCUCUCUGGGCCAUGCAGUUAUAUAACCCGACAUUAGUGAAUAAUCCAGCAGCUAUGAAUGCGCAACCUGUACAGAACGCCCAGUUCGCCGCUUUGAACAAUCCAGCUGCUAUGAAUGCGCAACCUGUACAGAACGCCCAGUUCGCCGCUUUGAAUAAUCCAGCUGCUCAGAUGAAUGCUCAAGUUGCCGCGUUGAAUAAUCCAGCUGCUCAGAUGAACGCCCAAGUUGCCGCGUUGAAUAAUCCAGCUGCUCAGAUGAACGCCCAAGUUGCCGCGUUGAAUAAUCCAGCUGCUCAGAUGAACGCCCAGGUUGCCGCGUUGAAUAACCCAGCUGCUCAGAUGAACGCCCAAGUUGCCGCGUUGAAUAACCCAGCUGCUCAGAUGAACGCCCAAGUUGCCGCGUUGAAUAACCCAGCUGCUCAGAUGAACGCUCAAGUUGCCGCGUUGAAUAACCCAGCUGCUCAACAGAACGCCCAAGUUGCCGCGUUGAAUAACCCAGCUGCUCAACAGAACGCCCAAGUCGCCGCGGCAAAUAAAAAAGGUGGCAGAAAAAAUAAUAGAACAAUUUAAUGAAUUAUUGAGGUUCUGUUCUAUCAAUUAUUUUUUUGUUUUAAUGGUGUUUGUGUAUUUUUACAUCCUAAAAAAUAAAUGAAUUUUUACAAAA
Patella vulgata (common limpet) is the source of this 1518-nucleotide messenger RNA. Its product is annotated as collagen alpha-1(III) chain. NCBI's taxonomy places the organism in Eukaryota, Metazoa, Mollusca, Gastropoda, Patellidae. The transcript is spliced from 2 exons. Bases 96 to 1424 code for a protein of 442 amino acids. The record is from RefSeq and is a predicted model, not a curated record.